GGACAAGUCCGCAAAGAGGCCGCUCAUCGUUCGCAACGUCGAGACGGGAAAGAUGCUCGUAGACUCUCUGCACAAAAUAGCGAGGAACCCCCUUCCGUGUACGAGCACCAUCUGCCAGGGUUCGCUGAUGUGCGGCCCGGUGCGGCGGAACGGCAGGGACCCCCGACCCAAAGAAGAGGUGCUGCAGCACGCCAGGGAGUUCCUGGACCAGUUCUACACGAGCAUCAAGAGGUUUCACUCCAAGGCGCACGAGAAGCGCUGGUCGGAAGUGGAGCGCCAGGUGCAGGCGCGUGGCACCUACGACCUCACCGAGACGGAGCUUGUGUUCGGAGCCAAGCUUGCCUGGAGGAAUUCGGCGAGGUGCAUCGGCAGGAUACAGUGGUCGAAGCUGCAAGUUUUUGACGCUCGGCACUGCUACACUGCAAGGGACAUGUAUGAAGCCAUCUGUGCCCACCUCAAAUACAGCACAAACAAAGGGAACAUAAGGUCGGCAAUCACCAUAUUUCCGCCGCGCACGGACGGCCAGCACGACUACAAGGUGUGGAACUCGCAGCUCAUCCAGUUUGCCGGACACAAGCAGCCCGACGGCAGCGUCAUCGGUGAUCCGGCCUCCGUAGAGCUCACAGAGAUAUGCAAGAAGCUCGGCUGGAAACCCGAAGGAGGCCGGUUCGAGGCGCUGCCCCUGGUUCUAUCGGCCAACGGUGAAGAUCCGGAGAUCUUCGAGAUUCCCGAGGACCUUAUAAUGCGGGUGAAGAUUACUCAUCCUGUCUACAAGACCAUCGACGAGAUGCAGCUGGAAUGGUACGCCGUGCCUGCAGUGUCCAGCAUGAUGCUGGACGUGGGCGGCGUCGAGUUCACGGCCUGCCCUUUCAACGGCUGGUACAUGGUUACCGAGAUCGCCGUUAGGGACUUCUGCGAUGCGCAUCGCUACAACCUCGCCGAGGAAGUAGCGACUCGAAUAGGCAUCGACACCAAAAGCAAUUCGAGCCUCUGGCGGGAUCGGGCUGCUGUCGAACUCACCCUGGCUGUCAUGCACAGCUACCAGAAGGCGAACGUGACCAUCGGACACCACUCGGCGUCCGAGCAGUUCAUGAAGCACAUGGAGAAUGAAAACCGGCUGCGUGGAGGCUGCCCCGGUGACUGGGUAUGGAUCGUGCCACCGCUCAGUGGAAGCCUCACGCCCGUGUUUCACCAGGAGAUGCUUUACUACCACCUCAAGCCCAAUUACGAGUACCAGACGCCAGCCUGGAAGACGCACGUGUGGCAGAAGAAGGCGGACGACCAGCGACGGCAUUCCAGGAAGUUCCGCUUCAAGGACAUCGCCAGCGCCGUGAAGUUCACCUCAGCCAUGUACGGCAAAGCCCUGGCGAAGCGCGUCAAGGCCAAGAUCCUGUACGCCACCGAGACGGGAAAGUCCGAGACCUACGCCCGUGUACUAUGCGACAUCUUCCUGCACGCUUUCAACGCGUCGGUCGAGUGCAUGGAAGACUACGAUUUCGUCAACCUGGAAUUCGAGCCCCUGCUGCUGGUCAUCUCCAGCACUUUUGGCAACGGCGAGCCGCCCGAAAACGGAGAGGUCUUCGCUCGAAACCUACAAGUCAUGAAAAGCUGCAGCCCCUUUGGACCGGAGGGUACGACUCCGAGAUCUUACGUUAGGACGACGUCAAUGUCCUUCGUGCGGAAAAACAGCGUCAAUGCCUCCGAGAAUGACGUCGGUUCUCCGCCGCCACCUCACGAGGCGUCGGACCUUGGACCCCUCAGCAACGUCAGGUUCGCUGUGUUCGGACUGGGCUCCAGCGCGUAUCCCAAUUUCUGCGCGUACGGCAAGUACGUGGACAAGAUCCUGGGAGACCUGGGCGGCGAGCGCAUCUGCAAGUUGGCCACCGGAGACGAGCUGCGCGGCCAGGAACAGUCGUUCCGCAUGUGGGCCAAGAUGGUCUUCGAGCAAGCGUGCGACGUGUUCUGCGUGGGCGACGACAUCGGGCCGAUCGAGAUGACUCCAUCGAUGGAGGAGAACAUCGCCUGGUCGCCGGACAAGGUUCGGCUUUUCCAGAAGGCCUCCGACAAGAACCCGCCCCUUGGGUUCGGUCUGUCCAAGGGUUCCAGUCGAAAAGUCGUCGCAAGCAAGCUGGUGUCCAGGAAGGUUCUGCAAUGGGACAAGGAAGACGACAAGAAGACCAUCAUGGUUGUGCUGGAGGCGAGCGGAGACAGCGAGCUGAAGUACGCGCCGGGCGACCACAUCGGCAUCUACGCUGUCAACAGGGACGACAUCGUCAACGGCAUCGUGGAGCGCCUCGCGCCUGGGUCGGCAGAUCCGGACGCUGUCUUCAGGGUCCAGUACCGAGACAUCGUCCAGAAUCCCAUCACGGGCAGGCAAGUGGCAAGUCAAGAUCUGUCGGCGUUGUUACCACACAUUGCGUUUACGUCUCCCUGCGUAGGCGAGCAAAAAGAGACGUGGCAAGACAACGGACGCCUGCCUCCGUGCUCGCUACGCGUAGCCCUGCACCGCUACCUGGACAUCACGACGCCGGCAUCGCAGGAGCUGCUCAAAUACUUGGCAGCCAUGGCCUCGGACGAGCGCCAGCAGGAACAGCUGCAGACGCUCGCAACGAAUCUGGAGAGGUACGAGGACUGGAAGGCGCAGAAGUUCCCGCACCUGUUGGACUUGCUGGAGGAGUUUCCUUCAGUGCAGCCGACGCCCGAGCUGCUGCUGUGCAUGCUGCCUCUGAUCCAGCCGCGCUUCUACUCCAUCAGCUCGGCGCCCGAGGCAUAUCCGGGACAGAUACACCUCACUGUGGCCGUGGUCACGUACCGCACAGAGAACGGCACGGGCAAAAAGCACUACGGUGUGUGCUCUUCGUUCUUGGACACAAUUGAACCAGAAGAAGAAAUUGCUUGCUUUGUCAGAAUCGCUCCAAACUUCCACCUGCCAGAACAGAAGAACGUUCCCGUGGUGCUCGUCGGACCGGGGACGGGCAUCGCCCCCUACAGGAGCUUUUGGCAACGACGCUAUUGUUCUAUGCAGGGUGUCUACCAAGAAGGGCAACCAUUUUACGAGGGUCAGAUGGAUCUGUACUUCGGAUGCCGCACAAUGGAGUCGCAGCUUUACGCUGAAGAAGUGCAGACAAUGAAGGCCGCCGGAGCACUGCGAAACGUGUUUCUCGCAUUCUCAAGGGUUCCGGGACAGAAAAAGGCGUGUAUCCAGGGCACUGUGUGCUAUGUCCAAGAUCGGCUACACGAAAGGGCCGAGGAGUUGUACAAGCUUCUCACGAAGGACAACGGCCACCUGUACGUCUGUGGCGAUGUUAUCAUGGCCGACGGAGUCAACAAGGCUGUGCGCGCCAUACUGAGAGACCAAGGGAACAUCUCGGAGGAGAAGGCCGAAACGCUCAUGGAUAAGCUCAGGGAGGAGAACCGCAUCCACGAGGACAUCUUCGGCGUCACCCUGCGCACCGAGGAAGCAACGAGAAAAAGUCGGGAGGACGCCAAGCGGAGGAGCACCCACAAGUGACACCCGCUGGCCGGCCUGCCCGACUCCAUUGGCUCGCUCACUUUCUCCAGGCUCAGGGCCAUCCUCACCAACUGCACUUCGCCGGGACCCGCGAAAUGACGACACCUGUCACCGCCACCGUGGAGGGCGGCACUGCGCUGUGCGGAACAACCUCUUCAUCCCUCUUGUACAUCCUCCCUUCCGCAUUUGUUUUUUUUCUCGCCUCACGCUAAGCGUUCUUACCGCCUCGAUGGUGCAACCUUAUCCUGCAGACGAUUAACCUUUUGUCGUGUCACGCUCGGUCGAGAACACGGAACCAACAACUGCAACCCGCCACUGGUGGUCUAGUGGUCUUGCGCUAUCCCAAAGGUCAAGCGAUUGAAUCCCGACCUUGUCGGCCGCAUUUCGAUGGAGGAUAAAAGUUAGAGGCUCGUUUAUCAAGAUAUAGGCGCACGUUAAAGAACCCCAGGUUAUCGAAAUUUCCGGAGCCCUCCACUUCGGCGUCUGUCAUAAACGA
Molecule: messenger RNA, 4007 nt
Organism: Rhipicephalus microplus (southern cattle tick)
Lineage: Eukaryota; Metazoa; Arthropoda; Arachnida; Ixodida; Ixodidae
Gene: Nos
Product: Nitric oxide synthase
Biological process (GO): nitric oxide biosynthetic process
Molecular function (GO): flavin adenine dinucleotide binding; FMN binding; calmodulin binding
Source: RefSeq, a predicted model, not a curated record